CCUGAAAUUCAAGCAACUUUUCUAUCCAAGUUAACAUAUUGGUGGAUAAACAAGCUGAUUAUUAAUGGUUAUAAAAGGCCAUUAACAGGAAGUGAUGUUUGGCAAAUACAGGAUUCAUUGUCUUCUAAGCAAGUUGGCCCUACAUUUGAUUCUGAAUGGAAACAAGAAUUGCGAAAUAAAAAAUUUUUGUAUGUAUUGGUAACUUUCAAGAUUGAAGUACGUUUUUUCAGUGAUACUAUUCCGGAGGAUAUCAAAAUUCAUUCCAGCAGGGAGCCAUUAUUGGCCUUGGCCCUAGUCCGUAGUUUUGGUAGCCAGUAUCUGAUAGCCAGUUUAUUAAAGUUAUUAGCUACCGGUAUCGCCUUCAUUUAUCCGCAACUUUUACGGUAUAAUAUUCCGUUUAUAUCAUCAGAUCUUUCAAGACCAGCAUGGGUUGGGUACGCUUUAGCUGGUCUACUAUUCCUCACAACCAUAAUCCGUUCAUUUGUAAUCAAUCAAAUGCACCAGAUUGCUCUCAUAGUAGGAAUUAAAAUAAAAACAGCUAUAAUAUGGUCUUUGUAUCGCAAGACACUAAAGUUAUCUGGUACUGCAAGGAAAGAAUUUACUGUUGGCCAAAUUGUAAACUUGAUGGCCGUUGAUUCUGAAAGAGUUGCUGGCUUUGUUGAUAUGAUCAACAAAGCCUGGGCUGCCCCGUUAACGGUAGUGUUUGCUGUCUAUUUCUUGUGGGAUUUGUUAGGACCAUCAGUUUUAGCAUCCGUGCUAAUCCUAGUCCUAACUCUAUUCCUGAAUGCCUUUGUCGCCUUUAAAUCUCGCCAGUUUCAGACUAGGGGACUGAAAUAUGUUGAUGAAAGGGUAAAAUUUAUGAGUGAAAUUGUAAGCGGUAUCAAGAUACUGAAAUUGUAUGCUUGGGAAAAACCUUUCAUGAAGUAUGUGGAAGAUAUUCGUACCAAAGAACUCCAGCAAUUUAUGUACAGCCGACUAUUGCAUGCUUUUGUCGCCUUUACAAUGGCUAUUAUCCCUUAUGUCAUAGCGCUCAGUGCAUUUGCUACCUAUGUCCUUGCCGGAAAUGAACUAAAUCCAGAAAAGGUGUUUGUUUCCUUAUCACUGUUUGGGCUUAUGCGAAUACCGCUGUUUUCGUUACCUCGUGUUUUCGCUGGUAUCAUUGAAGCUAACGUAUCUUUAAAGAGAUUAAGCGCAUUUUUAAGUUGUAGCGAAAUAUCGCCGGUGUGUCAGGAUAUAAUGAAAUCCGAUCAUCAGUGCGUUAUUUCUGCCAGAAAUGCUAGCUUCAAGUGGGAUCCUCAAGACAAAUUUAAUUGCUUAUUCUCUAGCAUUACCGUCGAUAUUAGAGAAGGUAGUUUAACCGCUAUUGUUGGCAACGUUGGUAGCGGUAAGUCUUCUUUAUUGUCAGCUUUGAUUGGGGAACUAUACAAAAUGAAUGGAAAUAUCAAUCUUCAAGGUUCCAUAGCUUACGUUGCUCAACAAGUCUGGAUACAAAAUACGACUUUCCAGAAAAACGUUUUAUUUGGUAAAGAAAUGGAUUACACAGUUUAUGAAAAUGUGGUCAAAGCAUGUGCUUUAGAAGAAGAUGUACGCUCUCUUCCUGCAGAAGACUACACAGAGAUUGGUGAAAAGGGAGUUACAUUAAGUGGAGGGCAAAAGCAACGAUUAAGCUUAGCGCGAGCUGUAUAUAGUAAUAGAGACAUUUACUUACUCGAUGAUCCACUUAGUUCAGUGGAUACUCGCGUUAGCAAGCACAUAUUUGAUGAAGUAAUUGGACAGCGAGGCUUAUUAAGCAACAAGGCAAUAACUCACAGUAUUCAGCACUUAUCAAGCGUAGACCGAAUUAUUAUUAUGGAAGAUGGUAAAAUUAUUGAGUGCGGCAGCUAUACGGAAUUAAUCAAUAGAAGCGAUAGAUUUGCGACAUUUAUACAAAGGUUCACAGACAUAAAUAAGUCACAACAAGACUAUCCGAAUUGGCGAUUGAUUGUUUAUUACUUGCGAGUUUUAGAAGAUGAAGAUACUGUUAGGCGUGAAUUAGAUUGGAAAUUAGAAUCAAGUUCUGCAAAACUACGCAGUAGAGGAUUAGGCCGCGGUCGUGGACAUGGUCUAAAUCUAGGUGAAAGAGAUUCUAAAGCGGAUGUAAAAUCUUCGGAAUCCGUUGUUCAAGCAGACAAAAGUGAAAAAAGCAGACGGAAAGAAAGAAAAAUAUUUAAUGUUAUAACUAAAGAAGCAGCAGCGACUGGAAGGGUUUCAUCUUCAGUGUACUUAAGCUAUUUCAAGUCGUUAGGGCUAUUCAGUGUGGUUGGUAUCGUAGGUUUAAUAGGUAUAGAUCAAGCCUGUCAGGUUGGUGGAAAAUUUUGGUUAGCCGAAUGGAGUACUGCCGGUAUUAAUUCAUCGCAAACGGAUAUUCGCGAUAGAUACUUAGCUGUUUACGGGAGUUUUGGUGCUGGGCGAGCUAUAGUACGAGGAUUAGCUAUUGUAUUACUAGUACUAGCUUCAUUUCGUGCUGCUCGCCUAUUACAUGGUAAAAUGCUUUUAAGCGUACUUCGUUCGCCAAUGUCUUUUUUUGAAAGAACUCCACAGGGUCGAAUUAUUAAUCGAUUUGCAAAGGAUGUUAGAUCGAUAGACGGUCAGUUAUCGAGAACUAAUUACGUAUUACUCACAAAUCUAUUUAGUGCUUUUGGUAUGAUAACUACCAUUAGUAUAUCCACUCCCCCCUUUAUUGCUGUUAUCGUUGUUUUAUGCGUUCUGUAUGGACUGAUUCAGAGAUUAUUUAUACCGGCUUCGAGGCAACUAAAACGUAUGCAAUCAAUUAGUCGCUCUCCAAUUUAUUCUCACUUUACGGAGUGCGUGCAAGGAGCAAUGGUUAUUCGUGCUUACAAAGUCCAUGAUCGAUUUUGCACCGAGGGAGAUCUGAAAACUGAUCGAAAUGUAAUAACGCGAUAUUCUAAGGCGAUGUGUUUUAGAUGGUUAGGUGUACGAUUAGAAUGUAUUGGUAGUUGCAUAACCUUUUUUGCCUCAGUAUUCGCGAUGGCAGCUCGUGACACUAUUGGACCCGGAAUCGUCGGGUUGUCAAUUUCUACUUCACUUACGAUUACUCAGACGCUAAAUCACAUUGUAGUAUCAAGUAGUGAGCUAGAGACGGAAAUUGUUUCAGUCGAAAGAUUGCGGGAAUAUUCCACGCUGCCCGCUGAAGAGGAUUGGGAAACUGGAGAAUGCUGUCCAGACGCUAACUGGCCCAUGAAUGGAUCGAUACAGUUUAACAAUUUUUCAACUCGAUAUCGUCCUGAAUUGGAUUUAGCUUUAAAGAACGUAAAUUUUACUAUAGCGAGUGGUGAAAGGGUCGGUGUUAUUGGCCGAACUGGUGCUGGUAAAUCAUCGUUGCUGUUGUCAUUAUUUCGUAUCAUCGACUCUGCAGGCGGCAGUAUCACAAUUGAUGGUAUAGAUAUAUCCAAAGUUGGCCUACAGAGAUUGCGUUCGCGAUUAACUGUUAUACCUCAGGAUCCGGUGUUGUUUUCUGGUAGUAUUCGCAUGAAUCUUGAUCCUUUCAAUGAGUAUGAUGAUAAAACUAUUUGGACGGCACUCGAACAUGCAUACCUGAAAACAUUUGUGCAAUCUUUAGAUAAUCAACUGAAUCAUCAGAUAACGGACAGUGGUGGCAAUAUUAGUGUCGGCCAAAAGCAGUUACUUUGCUUGGCUCGAGCACUUUUACGAAAAACGAAGAUAUUAUUAUUGGAUGAAGCUACUGCAGCCGUAGAUUUGGAGACUGACAGCUCAAUUCAGGAGACUAUCCGGAAUCAAUUUACGAACUGUACGGUGUUAACGAUUGCUCAUCGUCUACAAACCGUUAUGGAUUAUUCCAAGAUAGUCGGACUCGAAUCUGGUAAAGUUAUGGAAGUAGGCUCGCCAUCUCAUUUAUUAUCCGACCCGGAAUCACUAUUUUAUCGUAUGGCUAAAAAAGCAGAAUUAGUUUAA
Molecule: messenger RNA, 3972 nt
Organism: Trichoplax adhaerens
Lineage: Eukaryota; Metazoa; Placozoa; Uniplacotomia; Trichoplacea; Trichoplacidae
Exons: 26
Biological process (GO): transmembrane transport
Cellular component (GO): membrane
Molecular function (GO): ATP binding; ABC-type transporter activity; ATP hydrolysis activity
Source: RefSeq, a predicted model, not a curated record